AUGGAGGGCCACCUGAGGCAGCUCAGCCUGGUCAGGGGGCCCGAGGGGGCCGGGGACAGCCAGGCCCUGGCUAAGCUGCAGGAGCUGGCCCUGAUGUGGUUCACGGAGACGCAGGCCCCCCUCAUUUUGCAGAAUGGAGCCCUGCCCCACUGGUUUCACGGAUUCAUCACCCGCAAGCAGACAGAGCAGCUGCUCAGGGACAAAGCUCUUGGCUCCUUCCUCAUCCGCCUCAGCGACCGGGCCACCGGCUACAUCUUGUCCUACAGGGGCAGUGACCACUGCCGGCAUUUUGUCAUCAACCAGCUCCAAAACCGGCGCUACCUCAUCUCAGGGGAUACCCAGAGCCACGGCACCCUGGCUGAGCUCGUGCGCCAUUACCAGGAAGUGCAGUUUGAGCCCUUCGGGGAGACCCUGGCUGCUGCCUGCCCCCGGGUAGAGAACAGUGAUCUAUAUGACGCCAUCACCCUGGGCCUCCAUCAGACCAAUCUGGGCCUGGAAAACCCACCUGCUGCAGUGUCCCCCACGGUGGUCCCAGACAAGGUUGCCAGCCCCCACCCCUCUUCAAAGCCCCAGGUGUCCUUCAUCUACAAAAAGAAGAGCCUAGAUGCAAGCCCCUGGAACCUCCCCAAGGAAGAAAGCAUGGAGGCCCCCGUCAAGGUGCCUCCCCUCCCGGAGAGGAGUGCUUCCCUUCUGGAUGAGUCCUUUGGAGGCCCCAACAACAUCAUCUAUGCAGACCUGAGAAGGAUGAACCAGGCACGGCUAGGCCGGGGCACAGAUGUGUCUGGCAGGCAGGGGCCAGUUCCAGCCAGCAGCCAGGCCUUCUCCCCAGGCAAGGAGGCCCUGAGGAGACUCUCAGAUGGAAGCCAGAACAAGCCUGAUGGCCCAGGACCUGCCCUCUCUGGGGUGAGCUCAGACCAGGGCCCUAGAGUGUCUCCCACUUCUUGGGGCCUUCUCCUGCCCCCCAGUUCUGAGGCUCUAGGAUCCUCAGCUGCUACCUGGAGUAGGGGUCAGGGGUCUCCAAAACUGAGCCGUUCUGCAGACAUCUAUGAGCUCAUCUGGGCAGAAGGCCUCCUAGAGGAGGCCAGGGAUGUGCCAGACCAAGAAGGCAGCAGUACCUACGAGCAGAUCACAGUCUGCUGGGGUGGCCCAGCCAGGCCCGCCUAUCCUGGAGCAAGUCCCACAUAUAGCAAGCUUUCAGGGUCCACAGACUGUGGCUAUGAGAGGAUAUUGGGGGCCCCAGAGCUCCCAGAGCCCGGGAACACCUAUGAACAAAUCCUGGCAGCCAGGAGCAAGAAGACUGGACGGAGACAUAAGCCUGACAAGCUCCGGAGGCUCUUCUUCACAGGCAAGAAGCGCAAAUCCUGA
This is a messenger RNA of Lipotes vexillifer (Yangtze River dolphin), 1365 nucleotides long. RefSeq names its product SH2 domain containing 7 (gene SH2D7). Gene Ontology annotation, cellular component: cytoplasm. Lineage: Eukaryota; Metazoa; Chordata; Mammalia; Artiodactyla; Lipotidae. The record is from RefSeq and is a predicted model, not a curated record.